AUGGCGACCCUCGAGGAGAUGACCAAGGGCCUCAAGAACAACCUCGAGAAGCUUUCCGAGAUAGAGAAGCCCAAGCGGACCGAACAAGUCCGCACCAUGCAGAUGGUGGAUCUCCACCAGAUGAAGAUCGACUUCGGAAAGUACAAAGGUCACACCUUCCAGGAGGCAGCCCAGGACAAGUCCUACGUCCAGUGGGUGGCAAGUCACGUGAAUCCCGACACGAGCUGCGAGGGGAUGAAGUGCUUCCUGAUCUACCUCUUCCGGAAGACCACCUCCGAAGUUCAUCAAGUGGAGGCCGGCUACAAGGGAGAGGCAUCAAACGCAAUGCCAGCGCUCAAGAAAUCCGAGAUGAAGAAGCGGCUCCCCGAAGAGGUGAACCUCACAGUGGAAGACUCCGAAGUGGAGAGCGAGGGUGGUCCGAAGCGAUGUCCAAGGCGGCAUGGUGACACAAAGUCAUCUGGGAACGCCCUGACGACCAUUGCUGAGGAAUCCGAAGGGCAGCGAGAGGUAUGUGAAAUUCAUGUGGCUGUGGCAGCCAGGGAUGUCCACUGUAAACGGGGAGUUUGGAUGUUGAAUCAGAGAGUGAAAAAGUCUGCUGAAGUCAAUAUCCGCAAGUUGAAUGAAAGCGAUCAACAACAGUUUGAACAAGCCAUGAAAAAGGAAUUAGACUCAUUCAUGUCGAAUGAUGCUGUCAGGGUCUGCGAGGCGGCUGGGAUCCCCCGGGAAAGAGUUUUGGGAAUGAGAUGGAUUUACACUUGGAAGCAAGUGGAAGACCCCGAAGGAAAACCCAUUGGCCGAAAGGCCAAGGCCCGGUUGAUCCUAAAGGGGCUUCAGGAUCCUGAUUUGUUGACUGUUGAUCGUCAAGCACUCACUAUGUCCACUUUGGGGAGGAAUGCCAUUUUGUCUCUUGCUGCGAGGAAGCGGUUCAAAGAGGAAACGGUUAAGUUUUGUGAUUGUGAUUUGAAACAAUUGGCUAAUUGUGAUGUUGUGGUGACUCAAGAGCGUUUUGCGUUGGGUAUUGAUGAAAUUCCUUUGGAUUCUCUCAGAAAAGGACAGAAACAGGAUGAUGCUAGCCCUCAAGAGAAACAGAACAUGCGGAGAAUUUUGGGUGCACAGAACUGGAGAGCAGUUCAAUCCGCUCCUUGGCUCUUAGCAACGGUGUCUCAUCUGCAAGGAUGUGUGGAAACGGCUACUGUCAGUGACCUUCUUGAAGUCAAUAAGUUGGUGCGAUGGCAACGGAGAUAUGCAACUCAUGGUUUGACUUUUGUGCAUAAUCCCCAAGAUACCAUGGUUGUAACUUUCACGGAUGCUUCAUGGGCCACUCGACGUGAUGGGAGCUCUCAAGGAGGACAGAUCACUUUGCUAAUGAGUAAGAGUGUCAUGCAUGGGGAAACUAGCCAUUUUUCUGUGUUGUGUUGGGGUAGCCGCCGUCUGCGGCGGGUUGCACGGUCAUCUACUUCCGCUGAGGUCCAAAUGUCAGGUAAUGCUCUGGAUCAACAUGAGUUUUGUAAACUGUUCAUGAUUAUCAUGGAAGAACCCAAUAAGAUUGAUCUUCGUCAGCCAGAUAAUGUCUUGAGGAGCCAAGAAUCUUGUUUAAUCAGCGACUCAAAGAAUGUGUACGACGGCUUGGAGAAAGUGGAGACCUCAGGCCUCCAAAUGGAAGAGCGGCGUACAGCCAUUGAGUUGCUGGGCAUCAAGGAACGUUUGGCUCAGGCCAACAUUCGCUGUCGUUGGGUUAGUGGUGAUCAGGAACUGGCCGAUGGUUUGACCAAACCAUGGCAGGGAGAGCAGCUUGUCAAAGCCUUGCAGAAAACCCGAUGGAGCAUUAUCUUUGACCCUGAGUUUAUCUCAGCGAAGAGGAAGAAACAACUGGGCAAACUCAAACACUUAGAGUGUGGUGAUUUAAACCUGUGGCUUCGAUCUGUGUUUUUACUUGAUGAGUUUUGUCGUGGCCAGAAAGAUUUUUGGGGCUGUGACGUGUCCAGCCUAACAUAGGGCAAACGUCCGUCAUUG
Molecule: messenger RNA, 2013 nt
Organism: Cladocopium goreaui
Lineage: Eukaryota; Dinophyceae; Suessiales; Symbiodiniaceae
Source: the annotation of a GenBank genome assembly